AUGAAAGCCGGCUUUGGCUACAGUGUGUUACGAACCGAGGAGGGCGGCCAGGGAGGCAGCCGCGGCUGGGGGAGGCUGGGCGACGAGGAGACGAUCCCGCCCUGCGGUGUGGUUGCUGGCCCGGGCAUCCAGGACGCAGGCGCAGCAGAUAAACCUGGAAGAAACAGUCAAGUCCAAGCUCAAUCAGCAUUAAAAGUCCUACAGCAUCAACUGGAAUCAUUCCAAGCUCUUCGACAACAGACUUUGCAAAAUGUAAAUCUGGUUCAGUCUGAAAUCAACGAGAUACUUAAUAAAAAUAUUGCUGAUAUGAAACAUCCAGAAUUAAAUCCAGAUCCUUUACUUUUGAGCAGCAUGCCUAUCAGCGUUGCUACGCCUAGAUGGUGUCAAGAAGCAUUGCUUUUAAAGAACCAACUUCAUCAUGAUAACAGGACCAAGCAGUGUCGAGAAACCAGUCCCGACAACAUCUUUGGAGAUCCAGUCACAGGUGGAAAUGUUCCACAUCACAUUUUGACAAAAUGUCAGUUGUUUGGAACGGCUGAACUCCCUGUUCAAACACCUAGAAAAAAUGCUAUUCUGGCUUUUACAAAUGGACAUGAAUUGAAGAAUUCUGCCAGCAGCACUUUUUCUCCAUCAUGGGUUGGUUUGGAAACAGAAGUGAAGACUCCCUUUAGUGACAUUAAAGGCUAUGCUGGAUCUAAAAUUCCCAUGGCGUUCCAUGCAGGUGAGGACGAGCAUGUUGCACAGAUUGUGAGUUCUUCCUUCGGGAACAUGAAAGAGGACGGUAAAAAGAUUCUUAGGCAUGAACUUCCAUAUACCUUUGAUGCUCCAAACACUUCCACUGUUUUGUACAGUAAAGACAACGAUUCCGGUUACCUAUCAGAACAGGAUCUAUCAGAAAGUGUAACCAGUAUGUCAAGAGAUGAUUUUAAAUCCAGGAAGAGUUCUGAUUUGGAGGAUUCAGUUGAUGAGUUGCAUAUUGCUGUGGUUUCUUUUAAAGAGAACAAUCAAAUUGCGGCACAGCUGGAUUCUAAUAGCAAGAACCAGAAUAAAGAUUUUUUUGUUAACGGUAACAUGUUUGAGAAUUUGCAGCUAAAUUUCUACCCUAAAACAGGAAAAGAUACAUCACUUACUCUGGAACAUGCACAAAGGGAGAAAAAGAAUGAACAGCUACCACUGCUUGGCACAAAACACGAGUUUCAAAAACACAGAGAUCUAGAAUUCUGUGCUAUCGAAGCUGGAUCUGACAGCUACGGUAAAAAAAGUCGAUUGCUACAGAUGUCUCCAGAAGAACCUAAACCCUUGCAAAAAACUCCGGUGGAUCUCCAAAGUGAAAAUGGAGAUCUCAAGAAACAAAUGAAACCUCUGACUGGCAUUAUACAGUCUCUGACAGAGCAAAACUCAAAAUAUCAGAAGCAAAUUAAAGACUUACACGACGAGAAAAGCAGCAUUCAGGAGAGGCUAGUGAAAUCAGAAAGAGACUGCAAGGAAUGCAUUAAAGAAGUGAAAAGUUUACUGAAGAAAUGCAACGAGCUUCAACAGCAAAAGAUUGCUCUAGAAGAAAAGCAGGAUGAGCUUUAUGCUCAAAACCAACGGAUGAUGCGGAACGUAGACGAUUUUCAGAACCAGCACCAGCAAGCCCAGGAAAGCGUCGCAGCCCUCACACAAGACAAGGGUGAUCUUGUUGUAGCCUUAAAAACACUGGAAAGCCAAAUCUCAUCACUUCGAGAAGAACAUAAGGGCUUAGAAGGAAAAGUAAGUCAGCUUACCGAUGAGAAGAGUCUGCUUCAAAAGGAACUUGAAGAAAAACAGAAGGAAAUACAGCAACUGAAAGAAAAUGAAAAGACCAAGCUGGCCGAUAUGGAAGCUGCCCAGAGGAUGACACAGACGCUUAAAGAGGAAAAGCUGAACCUUGAAAAGACUCUGCGGGAGUCGACUGAUUUUAAAGAAGUUCUGGAGAAGGAGCUUGAGGAGGUUCGGAGAGAGAGAGUUCAUGCUGAGGGGAAACUUCUGGCUGAAUGUAAAAACACAAGAAAGGAAAAUGGAAUUUUAAAAACCGACUUGUCCAAAACGGAAAGAGAAUGUGAGAGGUUGUCGGCGGUGGUAAAAGGCAUGACAGAAGACAACUGGGUUCUUAAAAAGGAGCUACACGAAUACAAGCAGGACGUUUCAGAGUGCAAAGCUACAAUAAGAAAACUGAGUGAGGAACUCUUGCUGAUGGAAAAUGAAAUACGUACAAUGCAGAAUGAAAGAGAUGUCUUGCAGUUUGAAGUGCGCCGUCUCCAUAGGAAUAACGGUUGUCUAAGAGACCAAGUCGCUGCUUUAUUCAAUGAACAGUAUAAGAAAAGGAGUAAUUCAGGAAGCAACGGUGAUCCUGCGAAUCCCACUGAAAUUUGUGAAGAAAUGUCUAGUUUCCAACAUAUUUCUGUAAAAUACAAUUUGCCAGAAUAUGGCAAGAUUGCAGAAAUCCGAAGGAAACUGGAAGAGGAGGCGCAUCACAAAGAGAAGGGGUCCUGCAAUGUUCGGCAGCUUUCCAGCACUGUUUCGGUCAGUUGCACCACGUCUAUCAUCACGCAGUCAGGUCUUCAUAGUGCUGUCCGGAAGAAAUACAGUACUCUGUGCUCAGCAACUUAGUGCUUUGCGGGUUCAGCACUCAAGUUUUACACACGCACACACACACAUGGUCAAAGGCUAAGUAUCUCACAGACCUCUCUGUUCAUGAAACAUAACAAGGAGUAAAACUAUCAGAAAUUCAAGAACAACGAAACCAGGAGAAGAAAAAUGCCUGAAGCUUGGAUGGGGAAAACCAACCAAACCACCAGAUUCACACCUACAUACUCUCUCUCUCUUUCACUCACACUGACACACAUCAUCACUUGACAU
This is a messenger RNA of Eublepharis macularius, 2880 nucleotides long. RefSeq names its product coiled-coil domain containing 110 (gene CCDC110). The transcript is spliced from 7 exons. The record is from RefSeq and is a predicted model, not a curated record. The coding region runs from base 1 to 2631 and encodes 876 amino acids. NCBI's taxonomy places the organism in Eukaryota, Metazoa, Chordata, Lepidosauria, Squamata, Eublepharidae.